Molecule: messenger RNA, 1269 nt
Organism: Triplophysa dalaica
Lineage: Eukaryota; Metazoa; Chordata; Actinopteri; Cypriniformes; Nemacheilidae
Gene: srsf5a
Product: serine and arginine rich splicing factor 5a
Exons: 8
Coding region: 81-890 (269 amino acids)
Cellular component (GO): ribonucleoprotein complex; nucleus; cytoplasm
Molecular function (GO): mRNA binding
Source: RefSeq, a predicted model, not a curated record
CGCGCACGUAGCUGCGUCGACCAGAAUCGAGACCAACGCCAUUUUGUCGUGCAAGGAAAGAUUUGUUCAAAACUUUCAUCAUGAGUGGAUGUCGCGUGUUCAUCGGCCGGCUGAGCCCCCAUGCCCGUGAAAGAGACGUGGAGAAAUUCUUCAAAGGCUAUGGCCGCAUCCGGGAGAUUAACCUGAAGAACGGUUUUGGCUUUGUGGAGUUCGAUGACUACAGAGAUGCAGAUGAUGCAGUUUAUGAGCUAAAUGGAAAGGAACUAUGCAGUGAGAGGGUGACCAUCGAGCAUGCCCGCUCUCGCCGUGGAAGAGGUGGUGGCCCAGGAAUGGGGGGAGGACGCUUCUCUCCACGUUUUGGUGGAUAUCGUCAGUCUCGCAGUGGGGGUUCCAGGUAUGGCCCACCAGUGCGCACGGAGCACAGAAUCAUUGUGGAGAAUCUGUCUUCGCGUAUCAGUUGGCAGGAUCUUAAAGACUUGAUGAGGAAAGUAGGAGAAGUGACCUUUGUGGAUGCACACAGGACCAAAAAGAACGAGGGGGUGGUUGAGUUUGCUUCUCACAGUGACAUGAAGAAUGCCAUUGAAAAGCUGGACGGGACUGAUCUUAACGGACGCAAACUUAAGCUUUAUGAGGAUCGCAAGAGGAACAGCCGUAGCAGGAGCCGUUCCCGAAGCAGGAGCAGCUCACGUUCCCGUUCGCCCAGUCGGAGUCGCAGUCCCGAGCGUGGAAGCAAACGCUCACGCAGCCGCUCUCCCAGUCGCACUCCAGAGAAGAAGUCCAACAAUCGCUCACCCUCCCGUUCUCCCUCUCCCGCUCCAAGGAAUCAGAGCAGGAGCAGAAGCCGGAGCAGGAGCAGGUCCCGGUCUGCCUCUGCAGAGAGUCAGCACUAAAUUGUUUUGUCUGUGUGUGUGAAACUGGAUGAGGUCCCUGUCACCCGCCCUACUUUUUGUGGCAUAUGUGGAAUUGUGCUACUUUAGUGUAAAUUACUGGCUGUGUGUUAGCUGAAUGAAUGUGUAUGAUAUUUUUUGUUUGUUUCUUAAUGCUGAAAAGCAAUGUGGGUUUAGGUAAUGGAGUGGGAUAAGAUUAAAGACAAUUUUCAGUCUUGUUUAAUUUUAAUUUUUUUGAUAAUCCUGGAGGACUUCUGUAAAGAACUGUAUUUUGAUUUUUUUUUUUCAGCUUGCAUGCUUAAUUUGAGUCUUUAUGGUUGUUGAGCAGAAGGUUACAACAUGUAUAUACACUCUGGAAUAAAGUAUAUUGUUAUUUGGAAAA